UAACGUACAUUCUUUCCGCGUUUCUCCCGUCUAAACGUUGACAUUGUGGUAUGAUCGCAUCAUCAAAUAAAAAUCUCGAAAAUGAGAUUGAAGAUCCCGUCGAGCAGAUGCUAAAGAAGACCGGUUGCAUCGAAUUGCAUUAUCAAGUCCAAGAAUGUAUAGCUGAACACCAAGAUUGGAGAAAAUGUCAAGACCAAGUAAAGAAGUUUAGGCAAUGUAUGGCUGAGCACACAAAACAACAAGAAUUAGCACAGAAAUAAUAGUUAUCUAGAAGAUGUGGUUGUUAGGGAGAUAUGUCAGAUCU
Messenger RNA from Odontomachus brunneus, 304 nucleotides. Its product is annotated as cytochrome c oxidase assembly factor 4 homolog, mitochondrial. The transcript has 2 exons. Lineage: Eukaryota; Metazoa; Arthropoda; Insecta; Hymenoptera; Formicidae. Gene Ontology annotation, biological process: mitochondrial respiratory chain complex IV assembly. Gene Ontology annotation, cellular component: mitochondrial intermembrane space. The coding region runs from base 51 to 260 and encodes 69 amino acids. The record is from RefSeq and is a predicted model, not a curated record.